UAGCAGUGGCAGAGAGUCGGAGCUUGGCAGGUUCAAGUCCCGAUGGCGGGACAUGUGCCUUGCAGGUCAGGCAGCAACAGGAGCUACGCGUGUGAGGGCGCUUGCCUAGAGCUCCCAGGCUGGGGGGGGCUACCUGAAGGUGAGGGCGAGGUGCAGCAACAUCCAUCCAUCCAUCAGCCUUAGUUCCAACUGUUGGACUUGCCAUAAAACCCCAAACCACACGAUUGUUCCCGACAAGCGCCUGAAAGAGGCCAAUCGUUGCCGUCACCGCCAUCACUCCUCCCCGCUUCCAACUCCAACAGUAAACAACUGCCAUCAUGUCCAGAAGAUACGAUUCCCGAACAACCAUCUUCUCCCCCGACGGUCGCCUGUACCAGGUCGAAUAUGCCCUCGAAGCUAUUUCUCACGCCGGCACAGCCAUUGGCAUCCUGGCCAAGGAUGGCAUCGUCCUCGCUGCUGAGCGCAAGGUCACCUCCAAGCUGCUCGAACAGGACACUUCGGCUGAGAAGCUCUACAUUCUCAAUGACAACAUGAUUUGCGCCGUCGCCGGCAUGACCGCCGACGCCAACAUCCUCAUCAACUACGCCCGACAAGCCGCCCAACGCUAUCUCCUUACAUACAACGAAGACAUUCCCUGCGAACAGCUCGUCCGUCGUCUCUGCGAUCUCAAGCAAGGUUAUACACAACACGGUGGUCUCCGGCCCUUUGGCGUUUCCUUCAUCUACGCCGGUUGGGAUCCCCAGCGCCAGUUUCAGCUCUACCUCAGCAACCCGUCAGGCAACUACGGCGGGUGGAAGGCGACAAGCUCGGGCGCCAACCACGCCAGCGCCCAGAGUCUUUUGAAGCAAGAUUACAAGGAGGAUUGCACGUUGGAAGAGGCCUGCGGUAUGGCCGUCAAGGUGCUGAGCAAGACGAUGGAUUCCACCAAGCUUGGCAGCGAGAAGAUCGAGUUUGCGACGGUUGGCCAGACCAAGGACGGCAAGAUUUACCACAGAUUAUGGAGCGCCGACGAGAUCGAUGCGCUACUCAAGAAGCACGACUUGGCCAAGGACGAGACCAAGGAGGAGUAA
This is a messenger RNA of Podospora pseudocomata, 1070 nucleotides long. It is a transcript of the gene PRE9, whose product is annotated as Proteasome subunit alpha type-3. The transcript has 4 exons. Bases 318 to 1070 code for a protein of 250 amino acids. The record is from RefSeq and is a predicted model, not a curated record. Gene Ontology annotation, biological process: proteasomal protein catabolic process; ubiquitin-dependent protein catabolic process. Gene Ontology annotation, cellular component: proteasome core complex, alpha-subunit complex; cytosol; nucleus. NCBI's taxonomy places the organism in Eukaryota, Fungi, Ascomycota, Sordariomycetes, Sordariales, Podosporaceae.